CCCGAGCCCAACAAGCUCCAUCGUCGAAGGUGAUCGGUGUCGUUCACGGGGUGGCGUAUCUCAGUCCCAGCCCGCAACCGCACAUCUCCUACCAUCAAAUCCACUGGCGACGUGACAACUCUGUAAAGAUCGCCAGCCGGGACAGCACGGCGAAGGUCCAGUACCCCAACAGCCCCUACAAGGGACGCCUGGAGCUUUUUCCCAACAACACCCUAAAAAUCAGCCAGCUACGGAAAAACGACAGCAGCACGUACCAGGUGUACCUGGAGGAUGAGGCGGGCAAGGAGCACAUUGAACAGAUCCUCCUGACGGUGUACGAUCGGGUCCCGAAGCCUAGUGUGAAAGCCAAAGUGAUCGAGGAUGACCCGACGUGGUGCAGGGUCAACCUGGAAUGCUCAGUGGAGCUCGAAGGGGUGACCUACGAGUGGAUCCCCCCCACAAAGAUCCCACGGGAGGGUGUGGGUGCCGCUACGCAACGCAUCUUCUUCAACCCCUCGAGGGAAACCUACACCUGCAAAGUCAGCAACCCCGUCUCCUCCAACAGCGCCUCGCUGAUCUACACGCACCCUUGCUCCUGGACAGGUGAGUCCUCCGCUGCCGUAUCCUUCAUCACCACCAGCGUGCUGGUGACCCUGGGACGGCUCCUCCUCCUCCUCUUCUUCCUCCUCGCUCUGGCUUAA
Molecule: messenger RNA, 680 nt
Organism: Cariama cristata (Red-legged seriema)
Lineage: Eukaryota; Metazoa; Chordata; Aves; Cariamiformes; Cariamidae
Product: CD48 antigen-like
Exons: 3
Biological process (GO): T cell activation
Cellular component (GO): external side of plasma membrane
Source: RefSeq, a predicted model, not a curated record